Molecule: messenger RNA, 345 nt
Organism: Linum trigynum
Lineage: Eukaryota; Viridiplantae; Streptophyta; Magnoliopsida; Malpighiales; Linaceae
Source: the annotation of a GenBank genome assembly
AUGGAGGAGUGCGCUCAGUGGCAAUUGGAGCAAGACACCACUAACUUGGUGGAUUGCAGUGUGAAACUCAGUAGGCUGUUUCAUCUGGAGUUGAAUAAUUCGAAGGAGGAAGCUUAUAGCUUUGUGGCAGAUACAACACAUGACGCCAAGAGUAGGAAGAAGAAGGAGUUAAGGUCGAAGGUUGAAAUGGAGAUGCAUAGACUGGGGCACCAAUUGUCUCACCUUAACGAGCCAAGAAUCGGGCGAACACCUAGUCAAUUGAACGAUUUUGAUACAAGGUCGAGAAGAGCGAGUAACAGAGGAAGGAGAGUAGUCAACAGGCAUGCCAACAACUCAACCGUUUAA